AUUCAUUCAUCAACGCCUCUGCUCAGAGUUACGGGCAAGCUUCUCGGACAUUGAUUUUCACAGUCCUCUCCUGAGUUUCGCUGUUUCAUAAUGGGCAUUGAGAACCAUAACGGUGCUCACAGAGCGUGGAAGAUAUUGCGGCUGGCUCUUCUCUGGGCUCGCAAAGGUGGGGUCUUCAAGCGCAGGCUCAUGACCGAGAUGCGUCUUCUUCCCAAGUACUUGAGACGUCUCACCCAUACCACACCGCCCAGCCACAUUUAUUACUGCGAACGCGAGCUCUCCUUCGAUAAGACCCCUAUGUUCAAUCGUCCCUCCUCCUUGCGCUUCCAUUUGCCUCACAUCCCUUGCAUCAAUCCACAUGUUGAUUUUGAAUAUGACGGAGACGAUGAUCUCCGCUAUGAUAAUGGUGAAGACAGCGAUGAACAAUACCGUUACCGAGAAUGUGAAGACGACGACGACCAAGGGGUUGAUGUGCGAGCUGAGGAGUUCAUUGCCAAAUUCUACCAGCAGAUGAAGCUCCAGAGACAGAUUUCUUACCUACAGUACAAUGAAACGCCCACCAGACUCGGUUGUUGACGUUGAUUCUUUUGCAUUGCGCGGCAUUCAUUUGUUCCUCCGAAAUUGAAGUCCGCACAUUUUGCGGUGAGUUUUGUAGAUGCCAUGAGCUACGGCGGAGUUCCAGUAUUUACAUUUCAUUUUUUUGGCAAUGUUUAUAUUUCAUGUCACAGUCAAAUAAAUAUCAACCUUCCAAUUUUGAAUUCUUUUCAAAAAGAAUGUGCCGUUCGCGUUGUUAUGAUCGUAUUACUGCAUUUUCUUU
This is a messenger RNA of Neltuma alba, 817 nucleotides long. RefSeq lists its product as uncharacterized. The transcript has a single exon. Bases 91 to 576 code for a protein of 161 amino acids. NCBI's taxonomy places the organism in Eukaryota, Viridiplantae, Streptophyta, Magnoliopsida, Fabales, Fabaceae. The record is from RefSeq and is a predicted model, not a curated record.